Messenger RNA from Thamnophis elegans (Western terrestrial garter snake), 2179 nucleotides. RefSeq names its product thioredoxin domain containing 12 (gene TXNDC12). NCBI's taxonomy places the organism in Eukaryota, Metazoa, Chordata, Lepidosauria, Squamata, Natricidae. Gene Ontology annotation, cellular component: endoplasmic reticulum. The record is from RefSeq and is a predicted model, not a curated record.
GGUGGGGUAGGAGUAAAUAUUUUUACAGCGAUGGAUGCUGGGAGUUGUGGUUUUCCUUAGAUUAUACCAAACGGAAUCCAUUGCUUUGUUCUUUUUAAGGCGCAGGAGCUGGUUCGCACCCGAGGGAACUGAGCGGGAACUGCUUCCGUGGAAGCGGGAAUCGCCGUUCUUUGAGGUCAGACUAAAUUUCAGCUUCUGCCAGUUUCAGAAGCUUAACAGUUCCUCCUUCCCAUUCACAUGUGCGAGAGUAAACAAAGCCUACUCAGUAGGCAAGGAGGGACGUAAAUCCCACCGAACAUAAUACAUUAGCGCUCAAAUUAGCGCAGAAUGGGCUCCGUCGUAUUUUUCAACAAGUUUGACAUAACAAUCUCGUUGCUGCCGUUGAUUCGACUUUGGACUCCAUUCAAAGCAACGAACAGCUCAGAUGAUAUUCCGAUCCUCCCCCCCCCCCAAAAAAAAUAGAUCUUGAGAAACAGCUAUAGAUUGCAUCUGAAGGUUGAACCUUUCACUAAAGAGCAGGAGAAGGCUCUUUUUGUUUCCUUCAAAUUUACCCCGGACCCACAUUGAACAAAUCCACCCAGCUCCGCCCCAAUAGCAUCACUUCCUUUUCCACGGACUUGGAUUGAUCGGGCUCCGCGGCGAAGCUGACCGGCUACUCAACCCGGGAGAGCUGCCACUAUGAGAGUUCAUCUCGCGUCGCUGUCCCCUCCUUUUUCUUCCUUUUGCCACUGGUUCGUUGAGGCUGCAGCUGAAAAAGCGUUGGAAAAGGGUUUUGGAGAUCACAUUCACUGGAGAACACUGGAAGAUGGGAAAAAGGAGGCUGCAGCCAGUGGAUUGCCUCUCAUGAUAAUAAUUCAUAAAUCCUGGUGUGGUGCUUGCAAAGGUAUUAAAACCAAGUUUGCUGAAUCAAAGGAAAUCUCUGAGCUGCCAUAAUUUGUGAUGGUUAACCUCGAGGAUGAAGAAGAACCUAAGGAUGAAGCUUUUAGCCCUGAUGGAGGUUACAUUCCUAGAAUUAUUUUCAUGGAUCCCAGUGGAAAGAUCCAUCCAGAGAUCAUAAAUGAGAAAGGAAACCCCAACUACAAGUAUUUUUAUACUAGUGCUGAUCAAGUCAUCCAAGGGAUGAAGGUAGCCCAAGAGAAGCUAACAGGGGAUGCUUUCAAGAAAAAACAUUUUGGAGAUGAAUUAUAAUACCUUGAAGAUCUAUUUUGUAUAGGCUCACCAUCUAAAUUAAAUGUGACCCUAACUUUUUUCAUAUAAAAAUGUUGGUGCUCUGAAAAAAAUACUGUAGAUAGUAAACCAAAUGCUGUCUAAUUUUCACACAGUAAAUUCAAAAAAAGUAUUGUGUCCUCCCUUCUUUACAUUGAAAUGGAUAUUUAUAGAAGAAAAAAAUGGCAAAUACCUUAACAAAUAAAUGCUUCAAUUUUAACUGCAUGAGUAAUCAGGUUUCAAUGGAAUUUAAAGCCAAAUUAUAGGAACAUAUAUAUGAUUAUGUUAAGGGCAUUAAUCAGAAAGAUCUUUUUAAAAUAUCUUACAACUAAAACUUAGUAGAUUUUGAGAAAAGAAUAUGUGAAUUUUUUUCCUUUAACAUGAACUUAAUUCCAGUAUUUUUCAUCCUCGUAGUGCUAAACAUAUUUAGGAUACAAUUCCCACAAUGCAUGUUGGUUGGAAUUAGGGGAGUUAUGCUCAUAUUGUAAAUUGCCAAUUGAGUAAGAUUAAAUUAGAUUAAAUAUCUAUAAAUCUCAAAUUAAACUGAUACAAAUCUGCUAUAGAGACAAUGCAGUCGUAACAAUGCAAUCCUAUGCAUGUCUGCUCAAAAGUAAGAGUAUUAAGUAUUCCUAAGUACUAAUAGUAUUAGUACAAGGGUUAUUCCAUAGGAUUUAUUCCCAAAUACAUUAGGAUUAUGGUAGGUAUAGCCUCAUUUCCUGCUUGCUCCAGGAAUAGAAUGAAACAAAUACUAAUUAUAUGAUUAUGUGUACUUUUUCUUCAUAUAAUUGCCUGUUACUCCAUUUGGUUGAUUUAUAUAAACUUUGCUUUUAUGUAUUGGUGCAUUCAUCUUCCAAGUUUUUCAUUAGAACAAAAAAAACCCUCACUGAAUGUUAUGGUGGUUGCCUUAUUUCAGCAUGCUAUACUGUAUUUUUGUACCGGUGGAAAAAUGAACAAUAAUUUUAUAUUAAAUUUU